Messenger RNA from Adineta ricciae, 13374 nucleotides. NCBI's taxonomy places the organism in Eukaryota, Metazoa, Rotifera, Eurotatoria, Adinetida, Adinetidae. The record is from the annotation of a GenBank genome assembly.
AUGUCGAUUAAUAUCGAGAAUCUUCUCGAACAAAUCAACCGAGGUGAUGAUUUAAAUGAACUUCACUUGAAUAAGUUCUCCAAUGAUCUAUUACACAACCAAUCGAGUAAUGCUGCUUGUCGUAUUUUCUUGGCUUUGUGUAGUACACAAAAGAUCGUAUCCGAUGAAAUCUUUGAAAGAAUUUGUCAAGUUAUUCUCAAUGAUCAUGAACAAUCAGCAAAAGAAAACGCCAUUCGAGUAAUUGACUUGUUGGUUCAAAAUGAUCGUAGUGCAUCACAGUCAUGUCUAUAUGCUCUGACAAAAGCAUUGCAAAAUAAACAAUCGACUAUUUUGAGGAAUUAUGCCUCGAAAAUUCUUUGUACUCUAAUUCAAAAACAAAGCUGUAUACAUUUGAAUUCUUCAUUGUUAGACGUGAUGUGUGAUGCAUUACAUGAUACUUCAAUUACUGUUCAAAAGCAUACAUUAGAAUCAUUUGAAGAAUUAGUACAAAAAAACCCAUCUACUAUCUCUCAGCGGGUGAUUGAUAAUAUGACAGCGUAUUUGUCGAAAAUGGGCCAAGAUAUCAACAAGAAUUAUGUCAAAUGUGUUUCAAUAACUUUAUUUUUUCAGAAUUUAUUACGUCAACCAGUUAAAAUCAGCGGAGCUCUUCUAUCGAUCUUCUCUGAAUUUGCAGUUUUUGAUGCUUCCGAAGAGAAGAAGCUGUUAAAUCGUUUUGCAUUACAGAUUCUUCAAAAGGUGAUGGAACAUCGAUUGAUUCAUGGAAAUUUACCAGACCAAGUCUUCAUUAAUCUAUCGACAUGUUUCAAUUUAAAAUCUUUCGAACAUAAAGAAUUAUUUCAACACUGUCUACGAAUCCUAUGUACUUUAAACGAUGAUCAAUUGAAAUUAACACAACUGAACGGAUGUUUAUUAAAGAGCUAUCUGAAAGAAACCAAUCUCGAAGAAAAUUUACGAAUAUACAUAACAAUUUUGUUCGGCAAUUUAUGUAAACUAUUGUACAAAUAUGCCGAUGGUGAAACGAACGCAACCAUCAUUGAAGACACCAUUGAUAUAUUCAUCGAAAGACUCGAUCAAGACAAACUACUACAAAGUUCCAUUUAUGUACUGAGAAAUAUCGCUGAAUAUGAACAAAGCUAUUUAUCCAUAUAUCCUCUUCACAAAUUUGUCUACAUAUUGAACCGAGACGACGUUCACAAAGAAGUCCGUCAAUAUGCUUGUUUAAUACUUCGAUUUUCUGUCGAAACACGACAGAUACUAACUAAUUAUGAACUCGAUGCAUUAGAAAAAGCACUCAAUGAUUCUGAUUCAACAAUAUCUCUCACUGCUCUUCAAGCAUUUCAACAUUUAUUCGAAGAGUAUCAUAGGAAUGCCGAUUUCAUCGAACCGUAUGUGAACAAACUGUGCACAUCCGCUGCGGAAUUGAUUUUCAAUUCUAACGAAAGUUUCACUUUGAACGCAUUAGAUUUAUUACAAACAGUUCUCAAGCACAAUUUAAAACACGCGUUUUCACAUGAUGAAAUCGCAAAUCUUUGUAUUGGCCUGCAAGCAAAUCUCGACUCAUCAAUUCGGCGAUCAAUUUCCAAUAUUUUGCAACAAAUAAUCUCCAAACGAUUCGAUGUUCCAUCAUAUGCACUUAUUUUACUUCGGUUGGAAAUGCUAACCGAACAAUUUUUACGAAAAGAAAACAUCAGUACAAACGAUUGUGAAAUAUUCGAAAAGAACAUAAUCGAAUGUCUUCAUGACAAAUCAUUCGAUAAGAGAAUGAUUCCAAUUAAUCUACUUAGAGCAAUCGAUGAGCUACUGAAAACCAAUUUACCUAAGGAUUCGAGGUUAACAUCAAUUUUGCUUCAAUGCGCAGAAAACAAUCUGAAUUUUCCAAUCGAUCUUAUCGAGAUUCUAUUUAAACGCUUUCGAAUAACCAAAUCGCAAAUUUUAAUGCAAAUUUUACAUCAAAUCAUCGUUCAGAACGGACAAUCAUUAUCCGAAAAGUUUCUUCAACAAUUUCAAGAGUUUUUCGUUCAGAAUUCAUUUUCUUCGAGUUACACUAUAGACAUAUUGAAAUUUUUGAUCAACAGAAACCAGAUUCAAAUUGGUAUCAACAUCUACAGCAAAUUGAUUGAUAUGUUGAACGAAUCAAGCGAUUCGUAUAUCGAAAGUGUUCUUCUUGAAACAUUGGCUUGUGCUUUGCAAAAUCCUCCUUCGAACAUUGGUCUUCUGCUUAACCGACUUUUGGAAUUAGUUGAGAAGUCUUUUCAAUCGACCUCGUCGACUAAACAAACAAAAUAUUCGUCGUGUUUAGCGAUACAUGCUCUUCUCAGACAGAAAGUAAAUCUGUCGAAAUCAACAUUAGAUUUACUUAAAAAGAUCUAUGAAGAAGACGAUGAUUUCGAAUCAACAGUUAAUCUUCGAGAUAUAGCAUUGACUAUACUCAAGGAAUAUCUACCAAAUGAUAAUGAAAUUAAUGAUUUUGUGAAUCAAAGGGAACUCGAAGCAAAAAUUCUCGAUUAUGAAGAUCCAUCAAACCGUUUAGAAGCUGGAAAACGAUUCUUAUCACUUGUUCAAAAUCAAAAUCGACGUCUAUCGAAGUUUCAAUUGGCAAAUCUGGAACUAUCUCUGAAUUUUGCAAAUUCGUCAAUCGAAUAUAAGUUCAUUGUUUUGAGCAUCUUUCAAUACCAUUCCGCUGAUUUGGAAGCAACACAAAUCACAUCACUUUUUGCUUUUAUUAAUAAUAAUCAAUUGAAUACGAAGGUGAUUGAAAUCUGCAAAGUAUUGGUCGAUAUGAAGAGAUCGUUUUCUGAUGAAGUACUACAACGAUUAACUGCGUUUGUGUUCGAAAAUUCCAACCGAGCUCUACGAGAUUCAAUCAUCGAUUGCCUGGAGCAAAUCACUAAAUAUCAAUCGAUUUCUAAACCUCUAUCCGAUCGCAUCCGACGGGAAAUUCUCUCGAAAGUUUUACGCGAGACAAAAGGUGAUUUGUCUAAGAAAAAGAAUGCAUGCCUUCAGUUGAUUGCCGAACGAGAUAAGUUAUCUUUGAACACAAUAGAUUCACUGGAAUAUCUGUUAAAAAAUCCAUCGGAAAUGAAACAUAUCGAGAAAGAAGUUUUCGAUCUUAUCGAUUUAGCGAUCGAACAUCAUCAAAAGCUGCCAGUCACCUUCAAUGGUUAUCUCAGUCGAUUGAUUGAAGAUACUUGUAUGAAUCAAAUUCAAUUGAUUUCAACCAUGAAUCGCCUUUCAAUUCAUUGCGAACAAACCUUUACACAGGAGAUCUUCGACAAUGCACAGAAAUACUUCGUUGAAAAUUUCGAUCAAUCAUUUGAAAUUCUUCUUCAAGGUACGCAGAAUGGUUGUCAUUUGAACCCAACAAUGAUUCAUUCUCUGAAAACAAACUCUUCUUCAAAUCAACAUGAAAAAGUUCUGAAAAUCCUCAAAAAUCAAAUUAAACAUGAAUUCUUACUCGAAGACGACAUCAUUCAAUACCUUGAAAACCAUUUCAAAGAUUAUCCUCAUUUAGUACUGAAUGUUCUCAAAUAUCAGCCAGUUUACCAACCAUCAUCAGCGAUGCAAUCGGAUCUUCAAAAUCUUUUAAUUAAACAUCCAUUCUUCUUCCAAUUUGAGCUCAUCUUAAAUCGAAUUAUGGAUCUACCAAUUCAAGUUCGAUUGCAUUUCACCCAUAUUUUCUUUCUUCUCAAACACAUGCAACUCGAUAUUGUUACAGUCUAUCCCUUGAAACUCAUCUGUCGACAAUUAUUAUGCUACGAUCUGUUAGGACAAAUUGCUCAACGAAAGAAGUAUGAAAAAUUUGAUGAAUUGGAAUUUUAUACGAACUUGAACCAGCUGGAGGAAUAUUUCUCAUUCUUACCGUAUUCAGUUGAACGAGAUGAGCUUCUGAUCUAUCUUAUCGAGCAUUCGUCGAUAUUUACUCUAAAAGAAAUUAGUAAUAUUUUAUGUUUAGCAAAAACGAACCCGGCAGCAUUGAACAUACUUUUCAAUUCGUCACCGAAUGACUGUCUGAAAAAUCUACAGAUCCAUUGGAUCUAUUUCAUCGUCAAUCGAUAUUCUUAUAUGAAACUCAAUGAAGAUAUUUAUCUGACAGAUAAUCAAGCCGAUCAGAUACUCGAUCUGUUGUUCACAAAACUUCAGUUUAGUAUCUCGUUGAGCAAACAUUUUCUGCAACGACUCUAUCAGAUUGAAGAUUUCAAUGAAUUAGUUGCAUUUUUAACAUAUCUUUAUGAGAAAAAUGUGUCGGAUGAGAUCAAUUUGAGUGAUUAUUUCACGGAAGAAAUCAUUGCGAAGGAUUUAUUCUCCUGGUUGUUGGAUAUUCAAAGUGAUUUGAUUCGCAAGAAGAUUUUCGCCGUUUGUCAGCAGCGGGGAUUCAAUGAACCAAAAGUAUUUGAAAAUCUCCAAUCCAUGAUUUUGUCUAUCCGACUAAAUAGCUGGUCAUUUGAAAUAUUUGAAAAGUUCAUUGGAAUUUUGGAGACUAAACAAGACCAAUCAUUCCACCUCAUCGUCGAAAAUCUGAUCAAUUCAUUGAUGGUAAUAAACAAUUUUCAAAUAUCGAGUGAAUACGAAUAUAAAAUUGAGUCGAUAUUCGAAUCAACACCAAGUCACGACUGGUCAAAAGAAAUGCACCGAUUUGCUUUGUCCGUGUCAUUCGAUCGGAAUGAGCAAGAAAAAACCUUGACAGAUUUGAUCGAUGAAAUCAAAAAAUUAAAUGCUUUCGACAAUCCAAAGAUUGUAGGUGUCGAAAGGAUCUAUCGUGAACUGACAUUAGUCUAUGAUUCUGACUCAGAAUUCUAUCCUAUCGGAAAAGCAAUUAAGAUUUGGAAUGAAGAUGAGAUCACUGAAUGGUCUGCUCAAUACAAAUCACACCGAGUUGAAAAGUCUGAUAGGACAGCGUUCGAAUUAAUCGGUGUUAUUAGACGUGCUAUAUAUUUACACAAUCCCAAACAAAAACUCGAACCUCGCACUAUACAAAUCAUCUCUUUGUUAUUACUCUUAGAUGCUUCCGAGAAGCACAUAGCUCGUUUAGCACAAAUCAAAACAGGCGAAGGCAAAAGUGUAAUCAUAGCCAUGUUCGCAGCAGUGAAAGCUUUGAACGGACACCAAGUUGAUAUCGUUACAACAUCGCCUUUGCUGGCUAAACGUGAUGCCGAGAACAAGAAAGCAUUCUAUGAAAUGUUGAACUUAACCGUUGGAGAAAACAGUGGCACGUCAACGGUAAAAAACUGUUACAAAUGUGAUGUUGUCUAUGGGAAUGUCAAUGAGUUUCAAUUUGAUAUAUUGAGAGAUGAAUAUAGCCUUUUAGGUACACGUUGUGGACGAAAAUUCGAUAUUGCGAUUGUUGAUGAAGUUGAUAGUAUGUUUAUUGAUGAGAAUUCCAAAGUUUGCCGUUUAUCUAAUAACAUACCGGCUAUUGAUGAAUUAAAGAUCAUUUUAACCAUUAUCUGGCAAGAACUGAAUCGAAUACAUGAACGAAUUGUCCGUAUAGACAAUAAAUUAUACUGUAUUAUGGUACCUUAUCGAAUAGAUGAAAAUGGACAGAUUAUACUAAUGAAAGCAGUCGAGGCGGAUGAUGAUGGAAAAAUUCUUGAGAAUGUUGCUGUUGCCGAUGACAAUCAAGAGAAUUUUCUUGAGAUUGAUGAUGCGUAUGCGUUUGUUGAAAAUCACAUUCGAAAUUAUGUUCAGAAUAAACUAUUAAAACCAAAUGAAAGCAAUGAAUGUCUCAUUCAUAUCCCAAAGCAUUUGUUUUCUUUUGUUGAACAACAAAUACCAAAAUGGAUAUUCAACGGCUGGCAAGCAAAAUUUGCUUAUCGAGAAAAUAUUGAUUAUCUAAUCGCCGAGGACAAAAGCAAACGAAAAGCGAUCGUGCCGAUAGAUUAUCGAAAUACAGGUAUUAUACAAACGAAUACGUCGUGGCCUGAUGGCUUACAUCAGUUUUUACAAAUCAAACAUCAAUUACGGAUUACUGCAGAAAAUUUAACAACAAAUUUCUUGUCAAAUAUUGCAUUUUUCAGUCGAUAUGGAACAAAUCUGUUUGGUCUGACAGGUACGCUUGGCACGCAAGAAGCGAAAGAUCUAAUCCAUUGUAUCUACAAUGUGGAUUUUAUUAUCAUACCAUCGUUUAAAUUUACUCAAUUUGUUUCAUAUCCGGAUCGAUUAUGCCAAUCGGACGACGACUGGUUGAAUGAAUGUAUAAACUCAAUUUCAAUCGAAGCCAAACAGAAUCAACGUGCUGUUCUAGUCAUAUGUGAAACCAAAUCGAAUGCAACGACACUCUACGACAAACUAAUUGAAAAAGAUAAUCAGCUAAAAAAAUUCAUUAAACUUUAUACACGAAGUGACAACGACGAACAGAAUGCAAUCGAGAAUGAGCUCGACUGUGGACAAAUUAUCGUGGCAACCAAUCUUGCAGGUCGAGGAACAGAUAUUGGGACAACGCACCGAGUUGAAGAGAAUGGAGGCCUUCAUGUCCUGGUCACAUUCUUACCAUUGAAUACGCGCAUAGAACAGCAAGCCUUCGGUCGAACAUCGAGACAGGGUAAACGAGGUACUGCACAAUUGAUCGUUUACGAUUACGAAAAUAAGUACAGAAACAUCGAAGAACUGAAAAACGAUCGAAAUUUAAGAGAAAAAUAUCUUAUCGACCGAGCAAAAUGCACUGAUUGGCAAAACAUUGCACGACGUGAUAGGUUAUUUCGAAAAUUUUCUAAUUUACGAAUGGAAUUACGUCGGCAAGAAAACGAUACGUAUAAGUUGAAUUCUGUCGAAGAAUUAUGGGGACUUUGGCUUAAAACAACGUUUACCAAAGAAGAUUCAAUGACUGGAACACAUGCAAAUGACCUUACAGAUGAAUUACUUGACCAGAAAUUCCAAGAAUUCAGUUCGAAAGUCACCCGAGAUUACUCUUCGAAUGCAAUUUUUCAAAAUCCAUUCUAUUUAAUUUUAAAAGCCAACGAACAUCUAUACCAAAAGAAAAAUUACAAUCGAGCUGCUGAACUUUUACGAGUUGCCAUUGCAUCGGAUCCUAUAUUUGCUGUUAGCGCACGUUAUAAUCUUGCAUAUGCAUUGAUAAAACAAACGACGAAGAAUAAAUGUGAGGCCAAAGCAGAACUGGAGAAAGCUCUGGAAACUCUUGAAAAUAUUCUCAUCGCUCAGCACCAAACGAUGUUAAUUUCAUUCAAUACGAAUCCAAAUGAAACCAAUUCGAAACUCCAAAACGAUGCCGAAGAACAAAUCAUGAAUCGGAUUAAUCUUUUAUACCUAUGUAAAAGUUUAAUUGAAGAAGGAAUUGCUGUUAUCAACGAAGCCGAAGACAAUAAGAAAGACAUUCGUGUGCAAUAUAAAAUGUUGGAUGAAUUCUUCAGUGAUAUCAAUAAGCCAACAUUAGAUAUCGACGAAUUCAAAGAAAGUGGAUUUGUCGGAUUUUUUCAGUUGACUGCCAAGAAUCCAACGCCAUGGCUUAGUAUCAUCACUGUUGGUCUCAUUGGAAUGGCGCAAGCAGCUGUUGGUGCAGGGAUAAUCGUGUUUUCAGCGGGUGCAGCCAUCAAUCUUGGUGAUAAUCAAGCCGAUCAGAUACUCGAUCUGUUGUUCACAAAACUUCAGUUUAGUAUCUCGUUGAGCGAACGUUUUCUGCAACGACUCCAUCAGAUUGAAGAUUUCAAUGAAUUAGUUGCAUUUUUAACAUAUCUUUAUGAGAAAAAUGUGUCGGAUGAGAUCAAUUUGAGUGAGUAUUUUACGGAAGAAGUCAUUGCGAAGGAUUUAUUCUCCUGGUUGUUGGAUAUUCAAAGUGAUUUGAUUCGCAAGAAGAUUUUCACUGUUUGUCAGCAGCGGGGAUUCAAUGAACCAAAAGUAUUUGAAAACCUCCAAUCGAUUAUUUUGUCGAUCCGACUAAAUAGUUGGUCAUUUGAAAUCUUUGAAAAGUUCAUCGAAAUUCUGGAGACUAAACAAGACCAAUCGUUCCAUCUCAUCGUCGAAAAUCUGAUCAAUUCAUUGAUGGUAAUAAACAAUUUUCAAAUAUCGAGUGAAUACGAACAUAAAAUUGAGUCGAUAUUCAAAUCAACACCAAGUCACGACUGGUCAAAAGAAAUGCACCGAUUCGCUGUGUCCGUGUCAUUCGAUCGAAAUGAGCAAGAAAAAACCUUGACAGAUUUGAUCGAUGAAAUCAAAAAAUUAAAUGCUUUCGACAAUCCAAAGAUUGUUAGUGUCGAAAGGAUCUAUCGUGAACUGACAGUAGUCUAUGAUUCUGACUCAGAAUUCUAUCCCAUCGGAAAAGCAAUUAAGAUUUGGAAUGAAGAUGAGAUCACUAAAUGGUCUGCUCAAUACAAAUCACACCGAGUUGAAAAGUCUGAUAGGAAAACGUUCGAAUUAAUCGGUGUUAUUAAACGUGCUAUAUAUUUACACAAUCCCAAACAAAAAUUCGAACCUCGCACUAUACAAAUCAUCUCUUUGUUAUUACUCUUAGAUGCUUCCGAGAAGCACAUAGCUCGUUUAGCACAAAUCAAAACAGGCGAAGGCAAAAGUGUAAUCAUAGCCAUGUUCGCAGCAAUGAAAGCUUUGAACGGACACCAAGUUGAUAUCGUUACAACAUCGCCUUUGCUGGCUAAACGUGAUGCCGAGAACAAGAAAGCAUUUUAUGAAAUGUUGAACUUAACCGUUGGAGAAAACAGCGGUACAUCAACAGUAAAAGCUUGUUACAAAUGUGAUGUUGUCUAUGGGAAUGUCAAUGAAUUCCAAUUUGAUGUAUUAAGAGACGAAUAUAGUCUAUUGGGUACACGUUGUGAACGAAGAUUUGAUAUUGCGAUUGUCGACGAAGUUGAUAGUAUGUUUAUUGACGAGAAUUCCAAAGUUUGCCGUCUCUCCAAUAACAUACCGGCCAUUGACGAAUUGAAGAUCAUUUUAACCAUUAUCUGGCAAGAAUUGAAUCGAAUACAUGAACGAAUCGUUCGUAUAGACAAUAAAUUAUACUGUAUUAUGGUACCGUAUCGAACAGAUGAGAAUGGACAGAUUAUACUUAUGAAAGCAGUCGAAGUCGAUGAUGAUGGGAAGGUUCUUGAGAAUGCCACGGUUGCCGAUGAUGAUCAAGAGAAUUUUCUUGAGAUCGACGAUGCAUAUGUAUUUGUUGAAAAUCACAUUCAAAACUAUGUUCAAAACAAAUUAUUAAAACCAAAUGAAAACAACGAGUGUCUCAUUCAUAUUCCAAAGCAUUUGUUUUCUUUUGUUGAACAACAAAUACCUAAAUGGAUAUUCAACGGCUGGCAAGCAAAAUUUGCUUAUCGAGAAAAUAUCGAUUAUCUAAUCGCCGAGGACAAAAGCAAACGAAAAGCGAUCGUGCCGAUAGAUUAUCGAAAUACAGGUAUUAUACAAACGAAUACGUCAUGGCCUGAUGGCUUACAUCAGUUUUUACAAAUCAAACAUCAAUUACGGAUUACUGCAGAAAAUUUAACAACAAAUUUCUUGUCAAAUAUUGCAUAUUUUAGUCGAUAUGGCACAAAUCUAUUUGGUUUGACAGGUACACUUGGUACGCAAGAAGCGAAAGAUCUAAUUCAUUGUAUCUAUAAUGUGGACUUUGUGAUCAUACCAUCGUAUAAAUUCACUCAAUUCGUUUCGUAUCCGGAUCGACUAUGUCAAUCGGAAGAUGAUUGGUUGAAUGAAUGUAUAAACUCAAUUUCAAUCGAAGCCAAACAGAAUCAACGUGCUGUUCUAGUCAUAUGUGAAACCAAAUCGAAUGCAACGAUACUCUACGACAAACUGAUUGAAAAAGAUAAUCAGUUAAAAAAAUUCAUUAAACUUUAUACACGAAGUGACAAUGACGAACAGAAUGCAAUUGAAAAUGAGCUCGACUGUGGACAAAUUAUCGUGGCGACCAAUCUUGCAGGUCGAGGGACAGAUAUUGGCACGACGCAUCGAGUUGAAGACAAUGGAGGCCUUCAUGUCCUGGUCACAUUCUUACCAUUGAAUACGCGCGUAGAACAACAAGCCUUCGGUCGAACAUCGAGACAGGGUAAACGAGGUACUGCACAAUUGAUAGUUUACGAUUAUGAAAAUAAGUACAGAAAUAUGGAAGAACUGAAAAACGAUCGAAAUUUAAGAGAAAAAUAUCUUAUCGACCGAGCAAAAUGCACUGAUUGGCAAAACAUUGCACGACGUGAUAGAUUAUUUCAAAAAUUUUCCGAUUUACGAAAGGAAUUACGUCGACAACAAGACGAUACGUAUAAAUUAAAUUCUGUCGAAGAACUAUGGGGACUCUGGCUUAAAACGACAUUUACCAACGAAGAUUCAAUGACUGGAACACGUACAAACGAUCUUACAGAUAAAUUACUUGACCAGAAGUUUGAAGAAUUUAGUUCGAACGUCACGAAAGAUUAUUCUUCUAAUGUAAUUUUUCAAAAUCCAUUCUACUUAAUUUUAAAAGCCAAUGAUCAUUUAUAUCACAAGAAAAAUUACGAUCGAGCGAUCGAACUUUUGCGGGUUGCCAUUGCAUCGGAUCCUAUAUUUGCUGUUAGCGCACGUUAUAAUCUUGCAUAUGCAUUGAUAAAACAAUCGACGAAGAAUAAAAGUGAGGCCAAAGCAGAACUGGAGAAAGCUCUGGAAACUCUUGAAAAUAUUCUCAUCGCUCAGCACCAAACGAUGUUAAUUUCAUUCAAUACGAAUCCAAAUGAAACCAAUUCGAAACUCCGAAACGAUGCUGAAGAACAAAUCAUGAAUCGGAUUAAUCUUUUAUACCUAUGUAAAAGUUUAAUCGAAGAAGGAAUUGCUGUUAUUAAUGAAGCCGAAGUUAAUAAGAAAGACAUUCGUGUGCAAUAUAAACUGUUGGAUGAAUUCUUCAGUGAUAUCAAUAAGCCAACAUUAGAUAUCGAUGAAUUCAAAGAAAGUGGAUUUGUCGGAUUUUUCCAGUUGACUGCCAAGAAUCCAACGCCAUGGCUUAGUAUCAUCACUGUUGGUCUCAUUGGACUGGCGCAAGCAGCUGUUGGUGCAGCGAUAAUCGUGUUUUCAGCGGGUGCAGCCAUCAAUCUUGGUAGUAUGUUACUGAGUGAAGGAGUAAAUGAUAUGAUAUUCGCAAUAAAAUGUGGAAUGACGGGCGAAUUCAGUUGGAAAGAAUAUGGUAUACAGAAGGCGAUCAGUUUGACAAUAACGAUAGCGACAUGUGGAAUGAGUGCGUUGAAAGAAGCAGGCCAAUUGGCGAAAUCAGGUUUCAAAGGUUGUGUGAGUGCGAUUAGAGCUGCGACAGUUGGCGGCCAGCAGGUAAUUGGACAAUUUACAAAAAAUGGGUGGAAACUUGUUGGCGAACAGAUUGUUCACGCUUUUACUAAAGCCGGUGCUAGAGAAGUGAUAAAAACUGUAUUGGAUAAAACAGUUCUAGCUGAGAUUGGUAAAAAAAUUAAUCAAGAAAUAACUGAAAAUAUCCAGACAAAAGUUCAUCACGAUGUUCAACAAAAUGAAAUAAUCAACAAAUUCUUAAUUGUUAAUAUCGCUUUGCAAAAGCCGCAUGUUUAUUAUCAAGAAAUUGACAGAUUAGUUUGCCGAAUUUUACACCCGCAAAGCAAUCGAUUUGUUCAAGCGGCUAAAACGAUUGCUUCAGGAAUUUUAAAUCGAUUAACCAACGGCGUUACUGGACGUACCUUGCAUAUAAUUACUGCAGGGAAGUGCCUUGGCGAUCUAUUGAUAUUUCUCGAUAAAUUUCUUCGUGAAUUCAAUGAUGAUUUGGCCAAAAUGAAAGAUCAGCUAAAAAUCGAUUAUUUACUUCAUAGUAAUAAAUCAAACGAUAUGGAUAAACGAACAGCUAAAGAGAUAACUCAAUCUUUGAAUAAACAACAGUAUAUCGAUCGAGAUCAUGUUCAAGUACUCAAGCCGCUGGAGUUACCGGCAUUCAAACUGACUAUACAUGAAGCUCACCAGGUUUAUGUGAUGAAUCUGUGCAAUAAUAUUUAUACAGAAACAAUGAAACAGGCUGAAUAUGCAAUCGAGAAAAAUUUGAUUACCCAAACAAUAAUAACUCGACUUGCUGAUUAUAUGACUAGUCGUCUUAAUGCGGAAUUAAUCAAUCCACUUGUACAUGCUGGCGUCGAUGCGACUGUGGAUCAUUUAGCAAACAAAAUCGAACAGGCAUAUGCUGAUAGCCGAGAAACAUUAGAGGCACGAAUAAGAAACCGCCGUGCUCAAAAUGAUAUCAUUCGGCAAGGAGAAUUUUUACGGAAGCGAACUGGUAAACAGCAAAAGAAGGAUCAAAACAUUUCUCCUCAGAUUCAAGAUCUUGCUAGUGCUGUAGAGAAUGAUGCUCCUGGUGAUUUGAAAGAUAUUAUCGCUGUAAGUGCCAAACUUGGGCGUCCAGUACAGAUUCACCGCAAUGGGAAAUACGAUCUGACUAUUGGCGAUCCAAAUUCAGGAGAGCCAUUGAAAGUUAACUUUGAGGAAGCGCAAAUGGGCAAUAUUGGACAUUACACUGAUGUGAAUGGCAAUAAUGACAUUGUCAGAACAGGUGCAACGGAUUGUUUAUUUGAUGUACUCAGUACUCAAACGAACAUGACAUCGAACGAAUUAAGACAAGUGGCAGCUGCUGGGAUACGAGAGAAUUCGGACUUAUAUCUCAAAAUGAUGCCUUCUCUUGAUCAUCUCAAACAAAAUCCAGACAGAAGUUUAUUGUACGCAGGAGGUGACAACGCAGAAUACAUAAGAGCUAGAAAUCAUUCCUGGGAUAGUAUCUUGGACGAUAAAUAUUUGCCAUCGAGAAAAAUACUCGAGGAAGGUCUUAACAAUGUCCUUGCUGCAAUGGGAAAUGAUCCUGCUGCAAUUAAAGGGAAACUCGUUUUAGAGACAAUAAUACACGAUAUUUAUGAUGAAGAUGUCGCAGAAGUGAUCGCUCGCGACAAACAGAUGAGAAACAUUUUCUAUGAUUCGUUAAAUCGACGUUUAGCCUACUUCAAAAUGGAGAAUCAAGAAUUAUUUGCUAAAUCCAAUACUUUGAGAACCAGUUUUAACAAUGUAGCUUCGUAUUGGAAGAGCAAAACACAUUCUCAAGCUGAUUGGAAGCUUUAUUAUUCUCAAGCAAAUGUCAAUGCUAAUUUCUCAAAAUGUGAUAGCUGGAAAGCUACGGAUUUCUUACCACAGCCAGUGAGGAACAUGAUUGCAGGUCAACGUAUUGAGACAGCUGGUAAAGAAGCUAUCGUAACAUAUGGUCCUGCGGUAGCUCCCGUGCAAUUUUUUUCAUAUUGCGGUAAAUUAGUCGCUAUUGAUAAUAGAAUGACUUUGGCUCAUGAAUUAGCUGGAAAUCCUCCGCUAAGGCUUAUUCCUGCUAAACCGUCUAAAACGGAAUUCAACAGAAUGGGCAAUCCAGGAAUACCUCGUGAAAAUAAACCGGAAUAUGACAAAAAUGCUUGA